Chenopodium quinoa (quinoa) is the source of this 1935-nucleotide messenger RNA. Its product is annotated as ethylene-responsive transcription factor TINY-like. Gene Ontology annotation, biological process: regulation of DNA-templated transcription. The coding region runs from base 376 to 1149 and encodes 257 amino acids. Lineage: Eukaryota; Viridiplantae; Streptophyta; Magnoliopsida; Caryophyllales; Amaranthaceae. The record is from RefSeq and is a predicted model, not a curated record. Gene Ontology annotation, molecular function: DNA binding; DNA-binding transcription factor activity. The transcript has a single exon.
AUAUUGAUGUCACUAUUCAUCUUUCUGAAUGACAGUGUUUAUAAUUGGAGGUUGCGUGGUUCUCUAUUUGAGGAAAGCUUACCCUACUACUCUGGCCCCACUUUUCUUUUUCCUUGGGUCCCACUCUUUCUCUCUCCUCCCCUACCCCCUUAUAAUAUAACUCGUCGUCCAUUUUGUUAUAGUCAUUGCCAAAUUAUAUGGUUUUGGUAUUCCACUAAAAUCUUUCCUCUCUCAUUUUUCUUGCUUCUAUUUUCCACUUCUAUACAAGUAAUCAAAAGAACCCAUAAAUCUCCUCCGUUUUUCCCCAAUUGGGAAGAUCAUAAACACCAAUUAUAGUACCCAAAGUGUGUUGAAAUUGGGUAAGGGAAAGAAAAAAUGAUGGAAAUUCAAAUACCUAUGAGUAGUAACAUUAACAAUAAUAAUGUUACUGGUAUCAAUAGAAGUGGUAGAGAUGAUACUACGACUACCACUUCUAUUCCGAAUUCGGACCCCGCGAAGACGCCGAAGCGAGCCCGAGACUCCGGCGGGAAACACCCAGUAUACCGCGGGGUCCGAAUGCGGACAUGGGGCAAAUGGGUGUCAGAAAUUCGGGAACCUAGGAAAAAGUCCCGCAUUUGGCUGGGGACUUUUCCUAACCCCGAAAUGGCAGCCCGAGCACACGACGUAGCUGCUCUUAGCAUCAAGGGUGAUUCCGCCAUCCUAAACUUCCCCGAACUCGCCGGGUUAUUACCCCGGCCCGUGUCACAAAAUCCGCGUGACGUGCAAGCUGCUGCUGCUAAAGCAGCAGCUAUGGAAAACAUCGACUGUAUUACUAACAAUAAUAAUAUAUCAUCAUCUUCAUCUUCCAGCUCAUUGUCUUUGUCGCCAUCUUUAUCACCGUGCUCGUCCCUAUCAUCAAUGGUGUCAGCAAUGGAGAUAGGGAACUCGGACGAGUUGAGCGAGAUAGUGGAAUUACCGAGCCUCGGGCCGGUAGGAAACUCAGGGGACUUGAUGGGGAGCGAGUUAGUGUAUGAUUUUGAUAAUGGGGAUAAUAAUGGCUGGAUAUAUCAUAAUCCACCAUGGAUGAUGCAGUGUAUGGGGGAUUUUGCAGUGGUGCCUGAAAAUGUUAUUUCAACCACUUUUGAAGGUUUGUUGUGGGAUUAUAUGUGACUGUUAACUUAGCUGCUUUUUUUAUUUUAUUUCUUUUGUAAGUGUGAAUUUUGAUGAAUUUUGUGUGUAUAAUUCUCUCUCCUUUUUUUUCCUUUAAUUCUUAUUUUUUCUUUGUGAAUUAUUAAAAAAAAAAAAACAUAUUAGUUCUCCCCUUUUUGUUUGGAGAGCUAAUUUAGAACUUUCCUUAUGUUUUUUUUUUUUUUUCCUUUUACUUUUCCCUUUUUAAUAAUUUGGUUCUCCUCCCAAAAUUCUCAAUAAAUUUAGAUGUUCGUUCAUGGAAGUUUUAAUUUUAAUUUUUUUCUUUUUUUUUUUUUAUGGAAAAUUGAAGACUAUACUAGUAUAUACACAAAUUUUUAGUCUGCAAAGUACGGAAUUUAAAUAUAAUUAAAUUUGAAAGAUGAAAUAAGGUACCAGUUGCGAAGGAUAUUUUGUGAAUUAUACUAAUUGUGAGUUGUACAUGUUAUGUUUAACCGAACUUUAUCCACUCGUGAAAUUAGUUUAAUUGUCAUAUGAAAGUCGAUGUAUUCAACUAGCCAAUUUAGAAAAGUGAUCAAAAUCAAUUUAUUUUUCAGUUAAAGGUAAGAAUUGAAAAUUUUAGUACCCCAUAUUGCAUAUGUCUCACUUUCAUUAACUCUUUUGAUCGAGAUGGUUCGUUUCUAAAUUUCAAACCUUGACCCUACUCAGGUGGACCAAAUAAUAAAAACAUGAAAUUAAAUCUUCUAAAAUCUUCUUAAUAUACUUAUAUUCUUUUAAGACUAUACUUAAGCACCCAAAAAAAUAAAUAAA